GUUUGGGGUGAUUUAUAUGGGAUUUAUUGGGGUUUGGGAUGGUUUAUAUGGUCACUGAACUGCCGGCCGAGUGCGGCUUCUGCGCCCGCCAAUUCCCGCGGUCACUGCUGGAGCGGCACCAGAAUGAGCAGUGCCAGGACACGGUGACCCAGUGCAAGUACAAGCGCAUCGGCUGCCCCUGGCAGGGUCCUUUCCACGAGCUGUCGGUGCACGAGGCCGAGUGCACGCACCCGACCAAGACGGGCAACGAGCUGAUGGACAUCCUGGACGAGAUGGACCAAACGCGCAAAAAAGAGAUGCAGCUCUACAACAGCAUCUUCAGCCUGCUCAGCUUCGAGAAAAUCGGAUAUACAGGUAGGGGGAGACACCCAAAAUUUACAGAAUUUAACCCAAAAAAAUCCCGGAAAAAAUCCCUGAAAAAAUCCCCCCAAAAAUCGCGAAAAUAUUCCCAAAAAAUCCCGAGAAUUCCCCAUAAUGCAGCUCUACAACAGCAUCUUCAGCCUGCUCAGCUUCGAGAAAAUCGGAUAUACAGGUAGGGAGAAAUGGUAAAAUUAGUGAAAUUUAACCCAAAA
Molecule: messenger RNA, 572 nt
Organism: Malurus melanocephalus (red-backed fairy wren)
Lineage: Eukaryota; Metazoa; Chordata; Aves; Passeriformes; Maluridae
Gene: ZFTRAF1
Product: zinc finger TRAF-type containing 1
Exons: 2
Coding region: 39-536 (165 amino acids)
Cellular component (GO): nucleus
Source: RefSeq, a predicted model, not a curated record